This is a messenger RNA of Lindgomyces ingoldianus, 907 nucleotides long. Its product is annotated as SelR-domain-containing protein. The coding region runs from base 58 to 672 and encodes 204 amino acids. The transcript is spliced from 2 exons. Lineage: Eukaryota; Fungi; Ascomycota; Dothideomycetes; Pleosporales; Lindgomycetaceae. Gene Ontology annotation, biological process: response to oxidative stress; protein repair. The record is from RefSeq and is a predicted model, not a curated record. Gene Ontology annotation, molecular function: peptide-methionine (R)-S-oxide reductase activity.
GUCUCAAUUCCAAUUUCCUGUCCUCGAAAUACAUACAUAUACCUCAUACCUCCCUUCAUGCGCAUUUCAUUCAUUCCAACCCUUAUUCGAGCACUCUUUACUGUCUCUAAUACUUCUCUCCAAAACCCACCAAAAGUCGUCUUCCGCACUCUCUAUCAAACUCCUCAGCGCCCAACUGUCCUCCGGUCUAUGCCAAACAUCCCUUUCCUUGGAGCACUUUUCGGUUCCAGUACCAAAAAUAUGGCGGAUACGAACUUUCCCGUUCAGAAGACCGAGGGCGAGUGGCAAGCUGUCUUGAGUCCCGAGCAAUUCCGCAUCCUCCGCCAAAAAGGCACCGAAAUGGCCGGCUCCGGCAAGUACGACAAACACUACCCUGACGCUGGCAUCUACAAAUGUACUGCCUGCGAGGCGCCUCUGUACAAAGCGAGCCACAAGUUCAACUCGGGUUGCGGGUGGCCUGCCUUCUGGGACGCGUUCCCCGGAGCCGUCGGUCAGCAUACAGACCGCAGCUUUGGCAUGGAGCGGACGGAGAUUGUGUGCAAUAACUGUGGCGGACAUCUCGGACAUAUUUUUAAGGGAGAGAAGUUCGGGAACCCGAAGGAUGAGCGGCAUUGUGUAAAUAGUGUUAGCAUUAAUUUCAGCACGGAGGCAAAGAAAGAAGAGGAAAAGUGACUGGAUAAGUGUAUUCAAAGAGGAAGAGAGGUGGAGUUGUGGGUAUUAUAUGUGUGCUGAUGAUGAUUCUAUGAGGGUUACGAGAGUUAGAAUGGACUUGUGCCUAAAUUCCUUUUCGAUUUUUCAGCCGUCGUCUUGUUGUAAGCAAUACGGUCCGUUAGGAUAGUUUCACCGAUGUAGGAUCUCUCUCUAAAUUUUAGGUGGUUGAGAGGAGGGAAAUGACAUGAUUCUUCCG